UAGAGAUCCCUCCAGCAGCUAGAGGAACCAAACCAGCCUGGAAGAGAUAACUGAGAGGCUCAUUUUCCAACAUGCUGUGGCUCUUUUUACUCUUCUGUGGCCUGACUUUAGCCCAGGACGUCUCCAACCACCCCGACACUUCAUGCUCCCCUACAUGUGAUCUCCUGAAAGAGUUUGACGCCAUCAAGAAAAAACUCAUCUCUUUGGAAACCAGGCUGAACGACACGGAAACAAAGUUAGAGAAUAAUGAGAGGAAGAAUCUUGAACUGGAGAGACAAGCUGAAAAUGCAAAGGUGAUCUUCAGUGCUGCAACAGGAGGAGGAGGCUCACGCAUCGGACCUUUCAGGGAAGCGUCCAUCUUAGUCUACAGAACCGUCUUCGCAAACAUCGGCGGCGCCUACAACGAAACCUCAGGUGUCUUCACCGCUCCUGUCACAGGUGUUUAUUACUUCAGCUUCUCUUACCAUGCUGGAGGAGCACAUGGAACACGUCUGGCUCUCCUCAAGAACUCCAGGACGAUCGUCAUGAGUGGUGAUCAACAAUCACGAGGUGACAGAACUGAUAAUGGAGGGAACACGGUGUUUCUGCAGCUGCAGCAGGGAGACCAGGUCCACAUGCAGAUGGCUGCAGAAACUCAAGUUUGGGGAUCUGACUACCACACCACUUUUAGUGGGUUUUUGGUCUCUCAAAUGUAAGACUGGAUAAUGGAUUAUCUUUCACUACGAUGUUUUAAAAUAAAUGAAAAUCAGUGCCAUUACUUACACCUUGCUACAAAGAGUUAGUUUUUUUUAAUUAUUCAGCUCCACGCUGAGAAUCUGUUUGAUAACAAAUGAAAGCAGAAAUAACUGUUGUAGUUACACGCCAUGAUUGGUCGCAGGGUCACUCAGAACUUUGAUGUUCUAAUCAGAAAGCUCAACCUUCAUGACUGUCCAACAGUCCAGUAGACUUUACUAAGAGAAUGUAUCUGUAACCAUACAGUACAUGCUGGAAUAAAGUUUCUGUAAAUAUGAAAAAAACUAAGAUUUUUAUUUCAAUGGAUUUAAAUCAUCAAAUACAUUUGUUGAUUUAAAAAUUAUUCCCCUCCUUGCAGGCCUGCCCAAAGCCUGCCUAAAAGCUCAGUAAAUGGCCCACAGUUGUGCUCUCAUGUUUAAAACAUUCAUUUAAUUGUGUGAAUUAUUUUUAAUCUCUUUUCACCACUUUUUAGCCAAUUAACCGCCACUUUUAACUAAUUUUCUUGAGUUUCUUUUUUUUGCAUCUUUUUGACCUGUUUUCGCCAAUUUGUCCUGCUCUUUUUUCUCCCUCUCCUUUUAACAACAUUUCCCCGACAACUUUUGCCUCUUUUUGACCCGCAUUACCACCCCUUCUCCGGAUGAUUUUUGCCUCUUUUUGAGGCAUUUUCACCACUUUUUCCUGUGUAUCUUUCCUCUUUUAUCCCAUUGACAGUUUUUAACAUACAUUCCAGACUUUAUCCCACCCUCUUACCUCUUUUUGCCCAUUUUUGCCCCUUUUAACCCCUUUUUGACAUGUUUUAUUGAACCAAUUUUCAUCACUUUUUCCUGCUUAUUUUAAUCCUUACCUCUUUUUGCCCAUUUUUGGACUCUUCAACCCACUUUUGACACUUUUUUUAACCAAUUUUCACCACCUUUUGGCAGAUUUUCAUCCCUUUAUGCCUCUUUGAACAUAUUUUUAAACCUUUUAACACCUUUCCACCUCUUAUUGGUCAAUUGUCAUCCAUUUUUUUCAUUUUUGACACUACUUUGACCCUUCUUCACUGCUUCUUUUGCCAGUAUCUACCAUUAACAAUCCCUCUAUGCUGAUUUUUGACUCAUUUUCAAUGCUCUUUUACCUCUUUUUGGCCCAUGUUCCAUCUCCUUUCCCUAAUUCUGUUUUGUUUAUGUUUUGAAGGGGGCAACACACUAUAGUGAACAAUGAAAAAUCCAUGUUUGUUGCUUUGAUAAAAGUGUUUAUUAUUUGGGUAAAAAAAUAGAAUAUAUGUUUAUAAGAGAUCAAUAUUGACCAGUCUGAUCGAGCUCCAGGAAGCUCUUUCCUUUAUCCCUUCUUGUGGGCGUCCUUGCCUCCUUGAAAAAUCAUGCAUUAACUGUUAUUAACCACAGUUUUUGGAAAGCAGCAUUCAGUUUAAAAAAGAUCUUAGAAUCAUGGUGCCAGCUAAAUAAAUCAAGAACAGAUGAGAAAAAGUCAUUGACAUCUAUCAGUCUGAAAAGGUUAAACAGCCAUUUUAAAGGCUUUUCUAAGGUGAGAGCCGUUAUCCACAAAGGGGGAAAACAUGGAAUAGCAGUAAACCUUCCUAAGGUUGGCCAUAAAGAGCCAAGAGCAUCAUCUAAAGACCUGCCGGCCUCACUUGGCUCAAUGAAGGGCAGAGUUCAUGAUUCAACAAUAAGAAAGACACUGGGCAAAAAUUGCCCAGGGUGGCACAGCCAGUUAUUAGGUUUAGGAGGCAAUGACUUUUUCACAUAAGGCCAGGUAGCUUUGGAUGUUUUUUCCCUUUAAUAACUGAAAUCAUCUCCAUACUUGUACCUUUAAAAAUGACGCCCAUGACCCAACAUCAACCACCACGUGACGUAAAUUCACAUUUUCUCCAAGUAAGAACAUGAAAGCACAUGAGGGCCAAACAGGUUGUUGAUGGGAUCAUUUGAGGACAUGAUUGUUUAUUGGCUGUUAUGUAAUUGCUGGAAACUGGAUCCUGGUUUGCUCAGAUGGGGUAUUUCCCUUGUGAGGUCUUUGGUUCAUUUCUGUGUAGACAAGGUUAUUAAUAGAGGCUAUUAUAUGAUUAUAAGCUGUAGUAUCUUUAAGAAUCAUUUCAUUCAUAACAGGAUUUAAUACAAGAUUUCUAGGAAGAAGAUUAAUGAAGCAUACAUGAACAUUUCUCUGCUCUAUCAAAGGUUAACUGAGAGCCUGUAAACAGACCUAAUAUUGAUUUCUUCUUACAUAAUCAUCCUUGACUCAAAGAGAAUGUUAAAAAUUUACAGGUGACAAAUAAAUAUAAGUCCAGCAGCUGAAAGAAUAAAAUCAUCCCAAAGCA
Molecule: messenger RNA, 3040 nt
Organism: Cheilinus undulatus (humphead wrasse)
Lineage: Eukaryota; Metazoa; Chordata; Actinopteri; Labriformes; Labridae
Product: complement C1q-like protein 4
Exons: 3
Coding region: 72-695 (207 amino acids)
Molecular function (GO): protein binding
Source: RefSeq, a predicted model, not a curated record